AUGAAAUUUGGAGGUGAAACCUGUACGAAAGAGCUACAAGCGCUUUUCGAUUGUUUGAAGAAAUGGGAACACGAUAACCUACCUUGCGCAGACUUCAAUCGAGAUUAUAUGAAUUGCGUGGACAGGACCUAUAAAGCAAAUAAGGAGCUUGCUGCCGCUGCAAAGAAGGGUAUGCUUGACGGUACAGUCAGUGGGGAAACAGUAUUGACCAAACAUCAGAUGAAUAACUUGAUGGCGAAGUAUCCACAGCCUCAGCUGGGUCGAUACCCAUACAAAGCACUUAAGCGAUUGCCGAAUCAGUCAUAUGCAGAUGACAUCUUCCAUCGGAAGAAAAAAUAUGGAAAAGCCAAUUGA
Loa loa (African eye worm) is the source of this 354-nucleotide messenger RNA. RefSeq lists its product as hypothetical. The transcript has 2 exons. Gene Ontology annotation, molecular function: RNA binding. Gene Ontology annotation, cellular component: mitochondrial ribosome; mitochondrion; nucleoplasm. Bases 1 to 354 code for a protein of 117 amino acids. Gene Ontology annotation, biological process: mitochondrial translation. The record is from RefSeq and is a predicted model, not a curated record. Lineage: Eukaryota; Metazoa; Nematoda; Chromadorea; Rhabditida; Onchocercidae.